UUUUUUAAAGACAUAUUCAGGAUACACAUAUAUUUAUUUUUUUAAUUUUCUAUGGCAUUGUUCUCUUUUUUGGAAAAAGACCCUUCUUCGAAUUUCUAUUUAUCAUCAAAAUGGACUUCAACGAAGACGAUCGUGCGGUCGAGAUGGAAGCGCGAAUGCUGGCUCCCCUCGAAUGGGAAUCAACGGCGAAUUGCAAGAUAAUCGACCUAAGGGAACCACUGUACAACGAAGUGUUACGUUUGAUCAAACGUCAUUUCUUUCGCGAGGAACCAAUGUGCAAGGCGUCCUCGUUCCUGCAGGACCAGCCAUCCGUAAAGGAAUACCUGGAGCAUGUGCAUAUGUGGAUAAAGGACACCACGAGCCUGAUCGCCACUAGCCUGAUAUCCGGUCGCGUGGUCGGUGUCGCAGUCAUGAGGAUCGACAACGAGGCAGAUAAAACGAACACUUAUAAUCGCGUGCAGGACCUGCAUGGCGAAAGUCUCAAGAAGAUUAUGCACUUGAGGAACACCUUGAUCCAACAAACAAAUCCGCACAAGCAAUUCGCUCAGAAGGAGUACGUCACUAUUUACAUUCUCUACGUGCACCCGUCUUAUCAACAGAGAGGAGUUGAAGUUGCACUUCUGAACGGUUGCGUGCAAGCAGCAGUCGCGUUAAAAAUGCCAGCGAUCGGAGGUAUUUUCACUUGCGGCAUGAGUCAAUCGAAGGCACAGAGCGUGGGCUUUCAACUUCUCUCGGAAAUACGUUACAGUCAGUGGAUCGUCAACGAUCGAGUCAUCUUCGACGAUCCAGGAAGAGGAAAUUACUCGGCUGCCUUUAUGGGCAAGACAAUACCGCUCAAGUAAUAAUAAACUAUCAAGUAUCGUCUGUCGGUGACUUCCUCGUUCGGAACAAAGCCUCGAUAAAUUGUUCGAAAACCAUUAUGUAAAGUGAUACAAAAAGAAGGUAUAAAAUGAUUAAGAAAUCUGUAAGAUGUUUGGAAUAAAUUUUAAGAUUAAAUGGUUAAAGAAAAUGAAAAUAAUCAUCUAUAUAAAGUAAUGUAAUAUACACGAACAAAACUAAUCUGUUAAUAAUUAUUUCGAGCAAAGACAAUAUAAUA
Messenger RNA from Osmia lignaria (orchard mason bee), 1096 nucleotides. RefSeq lists its product as uncharacterized. Lineage: Eukaryota; Metazoa; Arthropoda; Insecta; Hymenoptera; Megachilidae. Gene Ontology annotation, molecular function: N-acetyltransferase activity. The record is from RefSeq and is a predicted model, not a curated record.